AUGACACGAAAGGAUGAAAGGGUGACUCCAUUGGGAGAUACUCAAGGUCUCGGCGGGCGAUCCAGUACAGCUUCACCGCCGAUUAUCCCUACAGAGACACAAGGAGACCUCGAUUCGAAAGGCGCGGCCAUAGCAAACCGUGGCGACACCACCAGGCAACUCGCCACAGAACGGCGACAACGAACACACAAUUCCCGUACAUCGUCACACGACGACAACGAUAACAGCGACAAACGGGUGAACUCAACCAAGAAACUUCUCUCUGAACCAGAAAUCCUUGAGGGCGCGGGGAGAACCUUGGACGAGACGGAAUACCAUCACCGGGACCUACGCACGGUGUCGGCAGCGGCGGCGGCGACAGCGGUCAUGCCAGGGCCACCACCGAAGCAGACCCCGCUUCACACUGCCAUGUACGGAUUUUUCAAAGAAGAGGAAAAUAACCAUCCACUACAGAAGCCCCCUAGCACGGCCCUCCAACGGCUUCCCGGUCUCAGCGAUGAAGACGGUUCGAGCAGCAGCCCGAGCGCGCUCUGGUCCACAAACACCCUUUCUUCCGCCAUGUACGCCUCGCCCGCCAGGAUAAGUCUGGUCGCCGAGCAUCAUGCUGGCAGAAUCGGCGAGGCUUCCUCGGCGGCGCCUAUAGCGGAUGUGGUUGGACCGCUCAGUCCAAGCAGAACGCCUCGGGCAAUGCCGUCGCCGCCCUCUAGUGCUGCUGACACACCGCUGCCGCCGACAUCGGGAGAAGUCAACGACACACCAAACCCCUCUGAGGGGGCAUGGGUUCCCUCGCCAACGUCGAUCUCCCGUGGCUUGGUUGGCGACAGCCCAUCAUCGGCAACAACGGCGAGCGAGGCCGCGUCUAGGACACCAUCGCCAACACCUCGCGCUGCCCCUUCGCGCUUUCGGACAACCGAAUGGAGUACCCCCACCCCUAACACCAGCGGCCGAGGAAUCGAGACACCACUCCCGACGGCAAAAGGGAAUGGCGAAUCCGUGGCCUUGCCACCAACCGCAAGACCAACCGAGCCACCAUCACCCCAGGGCGCGGAGGCGCGACCUACGCCAAGCCCUGCGAGAGUGAGCCGUGUGCCGGCGGCCUGGAGCGGAGCGGACGAAGAGGUUGGGAGCAUGGCACCAACAGCGGGCUUCCGCGGUCAUCAGCCGACCCUGUCUGGGUCGAGCAUCUUCACGUCGAGUCCAACGGUGGGAGGAACACCCCUUGCAGCUUCAUCGAGACGGCCAUUUCCCAGCGGGGACGACGGCGACGGCAGUGUUGCCGCGCCGACCUCCCUUCCGGCGUCACUCACCGGCCCUCCCGUUUCCGUAGGAGUUCCUAUACCGAGUCCAACCAUGGGAGGAGGAAGAGGAGAAGACGAGGAGGGAGAGGGGGAGGAGGGCAUCAGUAGUGCUCUACAGCCAAGUUCAAGCGCAACGUCUACGCCGACACCUACCGGGUUCCACGCAGGAUUCCCGACUAACAGCCCGGCGGAGAGGACACGUGGCAUUAGUUUCACGCCUGCACCCUCCUCAAGCUCGUCAACAGCAACCGCGGAUGGAGCUGGGCAAGAGGAGAGCGAAGAACAGAGUGAGACUGCCUAUCCCAGCAGCCUGGUCUUUACAGCACCGCCGUCGACAGGAGGGAAACGGGAACGUUCAUAUGCACCUACUUCGUUUCCCCAUCCGAGCCCAGCCAACACGGCAUCGCCGACGACGUCUUCAAUGGAGGAAACCCGAGGCGUGGCGUCCUCACCCGCACCUACACCGUACCCUGACCCGAGCACGGACACUACGUCAUCGGACGGAUACUCGCCCGCACCUACAUCUUCUCCUCACCCAACGGAAGCCUAUGUUACAGCAUCGCCGACGGCGUCUUCGAUAGAGGAAACCGGAGGCGCGACGUUCUCAUCCGCACCUACCUCGCACCCUGACCCGAGUCCAGUUAUUACGUCACCUUACCCAACCGAAGCCUCUGUUACAGCAUCGCCGACAAGGGAUUCGAACGGAGAAAGUCAAGAUGGUGUAUCCUCGCCGGCACCUACAGCUACUUCCUAUCCUGCGCAAGAUUCUUCGUUAGCACCAACAACGAUACCGACAGCAGGGAAUCGAGGGAGCUUAUCAUCGUCCACGCGUACACAAUAUCCGGGAACGAUUCCCGAUUCUACAGAAUCUCCAAGUUCAAGUCCGCCUGUGGGGGAUCAAGGUGGAGAUGUCUCAUUCGCGCCCAGUAUACCUCCCGAACUUGGUUCUGUUUUUCCAUCAUCAUCAGCACCUACGUUAUAUCCUGGUCCAAGCCGAGCUUCUACGAUGUCUCCAACGGCGAGUUCGACAGGGGUGGGAAGUCAAGGUGGCGAUGUUUCAUCCGCGCCCACUACACCCCCCGACGUCGGUUCAGCAACGCCAGCAUCGUCAUCACCUACGUUAGAUCCAGGCCAAGCUUCAACGAUAUUUCCAACGGCGAGUUCGACAGGAGUGAGAAAUCAAGGUGGCGAUGUUUCAUCCGCGCCCACUACACCUCCCGACGUCGGUUCAGUAUUGCCAGCAUCGUCAGCACCUACGCGAUAUUCAGGCCGAGCUUCAACGAUGUCUCCAACAGCAAGUUCGACAGGAGGAACGCAACAAGAAAUUUUCUCGCCGGCUCCUUCUCCAUUCACUCCCAGCCCCACCGUGGGCGGGCGUGGGGGCGCGGGGGACCAAACUUGGUCAACAGGUUCUCCUACCAGUUCUCCCACAUUCCAGGGGCGAAAAAAGGUCGUUGAUCAACGUUGGCCAACAACCGCCCCCACCAGCGUCGCCACGGCCCACGCGCCAACUCUUCCAUGGCUGGAAACUGGGUCGCCAACGACGAGCCACCAUGCACACGGGACAGAACAAACAGAUCGCCCGUUUUCAGCAGCCUAUUGGCCAAUGACGUCAUCGUCAUCACCCACUUCGGCACCAACAUCACCACCGUCGCCAUCAUCGUCCAACGACAGCGGUUACGCUUCUCAAGGACCACGGUUCUCCUCGGCUCCAACAACGGCUGAUGGUCAAGAAGACCCACACCUCCUAAGUUUUGCACCCACCUUGGCCUCCAGCUCGCCGGGUAACCGCGGGUUUGAGUUCAACACCGCUUCACCUACGUCUUCUCCAAGCGUUUCCUCGACGGCCACCGCUAGUGAAAGCGGCUGGAGUCAAAUCGAACAGGAUCAGCUGACGACGGGCUUCCCCACGACUUCUCCUAGUACCACCUCCAGCAAAACAGCUGCGCCUACAUUUCCGGUGUCGACACCGAGAAGCGACGUCGAAGACGGUGUCUCGACACCAACGCCUACACGAGUUUCGGGUUCGGGAGGAGAGGAAACCCCUCCGCCCUCGGCAGCAUUGUUCCUAACCCUAGUGCCUACAGCGCCCUCCUCUUCUUCGGGAACGCCAGAGCAAGGCGAGCGCGGCCUUGGCAGCGACAAUGAUGGCGAAGGGAACGAGACCUUCUCGCCGUCCGGGGCUCCUACUACCGCAAUCGCUUCAGACGGAGGUCUUGAUCGUGACGAGGGUGACAUGCCGACCGCCCCCACGGCGACCCCUGCCCCGACUCAUCACAACGAGGAACUGUGGUCGUGGUGGUUCCAGACCGGCGGUCAGCGCGGGGAUCGAGGGCAUGCGCUUGUGAAUGGGGUGGGGGGGAACUUGUGGCACGCGACAGCGGGCUCCGCCGCGGAGGAUAUCGCGCUGUGCGCCGAUGCUGGCGAGGGCUGGGUGGCCAUCGCCGGCUACACCACGGGCAGCCUUUACUCCGAUAGCACCGGCGGAGACGAUGCGUUCCUGGUGCUGUUGGACCCCGACACCGGGGAUGCACUUGGGGGCUGGCAGUUCGGCGGGGAGGGCUCGGAGCGCGUGUAUGCCUUGGGCUUGGAUCAAGACAGCGGGGAUGUUGUCGUCGGGGGUUUCACGACGAGUUCUCUCUUCGCCACGAACGAUGAUGCUGUUUCCCAGUACUUCGUGGCGCGCUUGGACAUGGGCAAACUCCUGCUCUCGCCCGGGUGGUUGGACCUAGCCGAUGAAGGAAGCGACGUGGUGGUGUGGGGGUGGCAGUACUCGGCGUCUCCCACUGAUCCCGAGGCCAUCGUUUCCCUACGAGUCAACUCCGGUACCGGCGUCGUGACGGCUUUGGGCACGAGAGGGUUGCCGGCAGACUGGACCCCACGCGAUACGGAUUUCGUCCCCGAAGACGAUGCUGAGCUGUAUUCUUCAGUGUUCUCGCUCGGGCUUGAGACCGGUGAUCUUUUCCGGAGCUCGACCGAAGAGGAGGGUCUCGCGGCGGCUGUGGCGGUAGACGAGGAUACCGAUUACUCUUAUGUGGCGAGCUUCACUCGCUCGGCUGACAAUUACGACCGGGUCGUUGUGUACAAGGUUGACGUCAGUAGCGGAAACACGAUGUGGAGCUACCAAGCGACUUCUGAGGGCGUGUUCGAGGGGAGGGCUCUAGCCAUAGACACUGUCGGGGACAGCGAUGGGAUUGUCAUCGUGGCUGGAACUACAGGCGGCACCAGCGCCCAUGGAAGCUAUGGCUCAACGGAUGCCUUCGUGCUGAUACUGGGCGCCGACGACGGGUCCGAGAUAUGCUACUACCAGACCGGCACGAGUUUCGCCGACGUUGUUACCGGGAUUUCCGUGGAUAGCUCCUCGACAGCGUACUCACAAGUGACACUUGGGGGUUACACUGAAGGUUCCCUGGCUGGUCUGAAUGCCGGCGGGGCCGACAUGUUCGCGAUUGGCGUGAGGCUCGCAUCGCUCUGCCCGGACGUCAGCAGCUCUACGUCCUCCGCCGCCGAAAUUGAGGCCGGGCACGGCGCUGGCGGCUUGGUGGGCAGCACGCCGGCGCCCGGAGAGGCGUCGUUCCGCAGCCCUUCGGCAUCCAUCGGCUUCCUCAUGAUGAUGCAACUGCAGUUUCUGGCGACCCUGUCCCUCGUGCAGAGCGUCCACGACUCUGCGUCCUUCCUCUCGUCGUUUGUGGAAAACCUCAGAUGGGUGAAUCUGUGGCUUCCGAUGCCCUCGAGCUUGACUCCGGACUCGUGCGAGAUAGCGGAUGCACAGGACCUCAUUGACGAGGGCGUUUUCUUCGGCAACACCACACUCGUGCUUGCUAUCCUUCUCGGGAUCUUCUUAAUCCAUGUGGGGGCAGUGUCGGCCGUUGAAGCUUACUGGCUUGCCCAGCGUUGUAUGUCACCCGGGGGGGGGCUGAUUCGGCACCGUCCGAACGGGUCUCCCGCUUCUCGCACCUCUGGCUACGCCGACGAUCUCCCCUCCGGCACUGAGAGAAACUCGAACGGUGAUUGGUCGCAGCCGAACAACAGGGCGGAAUGGGCGACCUCCCAAGAACCGAUGCAGCAGCAAGGCCGUGCGGCUUCCAUACCCAGAAGCCACAACGGCGAUGAAUGGUCUUCCAUCAACGAGUCGGUAUCGCCUACCACCAAAUCGCUUAAAUACGGUACGGCGUGGUCGCCGGCGGGACGAGCGGGGCGAACCCUCACGCCACCCGGCCCUAGCAGCCUGGUAAAAAGGUGUAGCGACAAGGGAGGCGGGUCGCUUCCAGGUAGUCCAACUCGCGACGGAUAUCGCUACGGCAGGACGGACCAAUUGUACCCCCACCAGUCAGCCGUCUCGUCAGUAAGAUCGGCCUCUCCCCCUUCGCUACCCUGGGACAGCCCCACCCGAGACUUCACGGGUGCACCGGCCGCCUGCCGAGUAUCCAGAGUGACCCAUCGACACGAACUAGACAUAUCUGGGAGUGGGUACAGCAAUCAGGAUAGACGCAGUGGGGGUGGCGAGCCAAUUGUGGAUCUGCUUGGCAUGGCCAGCGUGUUGUCGGCCUCAGUAGAUACGGCAGCAGGGGUCGCGCCGGAAGAGGUGGGCGCAGGUACGCCGUCGUUCCAGCAACGAUCGGCGGCCGUUAUCAGCGACAGCGGCAGCACUUUUGGCGACGCGAUGGUGGCGUACUCGAGCGUUGGCGUUUCGAGGGACGGCCUCGACGGUGGAGGUGGUGGUGAUGGCCUUCGUCGACGCCGAGGCGACAACUUUGCCGGAGAUGGAAACCGCUCAGAAACUCCUCGAUUGUUCGAAAGCGACAUGGAUGCAAAGCCAACGGACCAGGACUUGGACGACCAUGAUGGCAGCGACCCCAUCCUGGCGUGCCGUCGCCGGUCUCGCUCCAUGUGGCUCCACUUCCCGCACCUCGAGCUCCUGUUCUUGUUCUGGGCCUUUGAGGGUGCAGUUGCUGCUCAACUUUCGGCCCUGAAGAAUGCCGAGUGUGCGCACGUGUUCUGGCUGGCUCUAGCAGCCCUGGUAGGUUCUCCGUUCAGGCGCUUGCGACAGUCGUCUGGUCCCGCUAGAUAG
Messenger RNA from Ectocarpus siliculosus, 6369 nucleotides. Lineage: Eukaryota; Phaeophyceae; Ectocarpales; Ectocarpaceae. The record is from the annotation of a GenBank genome assembly.